Messenger RNA from Trichoderma atroviride IMI 206040, 2289 nucleotides. Lineage: Eukaryota; Fungi; Ascomycota; Sordariomycetes; Hypocreales; Hypocreaceae. The record is from RefSeq and is a predicted model, not a curated record.
AUGCCUAUUGACAGCGACAUAGUUGAUACACGGGUUUAUGAAAUCCUCAGCGGCGAAAAGCCAGAUAUCAAGGAGAGCGGGUAUGAAGAAGCGAAAGCAUUUGUCAACGCUGAGCUCAUCAAGAACAAGUCCAUUCCAUUCAAUUACUGGCUUGAGCAGCCUUGCCCUGCGCAUCGCGAUACUAAAGGCGACGUUGCGCCCUGCGUAACCUUUAGACGCGGACUUCAUGAUUAUAUGAUGGAAGCUAGCAAUGGAUAUGCAGACCGCCAGCAGUUGAUGCAAGACUUGGGGUUUGUCAACACGGGGGGGUAUGCAGCAUCUCAGUGUCUAAGAAUCGGACAUAUGAGUGCUGGAGACAUACCAACACUGGUUUGGUCUGUAGAGCCUUUUCUCAAAAAUGCCAUUUCUGGAAACACAGCAUCCGAGCAAGCCUUCCAAAAGGCCACGAAUUGGUUUCGUGAGUGCAACGAUACACACUCGAGUUGCUCGCUUGGAGAGAUUUCAGAAUUGCCUGAGCGAGUUCUCGACAUUUUUUCCGAAGAUACCAAGUCUGGUGUCAAAUUGAUCCACACGAAUGGACAAAAAGCACGAUACGCUUGUCUAAGUCACCGCUGGGGAAAAGAUACUUCCCGGACAACAGGAGAGAACAUCAAUUCCUUGUGCAAAGAGGUUCCAUGGGACUACCUUUCACCCACAUACCAAGACUCCAUAACCUUUCUACGGAAAUUUUCGAAAUGGCAUCAGGAGGAAUAUGGAGAGCUCAUUCGCUACAUUUGGAUCGACAGUCUGUGCAUCAUACAAGAUUCCAAGAGUGAUUGGGCAAAACACUCACUCAAAAUGAGCGACAUAUAUUCCAAUUCCCUCAUUACUUUAGUGGAAAGCCACGAGCAAGGUACAGACAAACGGCUAUUCCAAGACGCUUCCUCAAGAGAUGUUUCGAAACCAGUUUCUAUUCGAGAUGCACAAGGCAACGACCAUGAGCUACAUUUCCGAAAACCAAUCUUCCAUCCCACUUAUAUGAUCAGCGACGGCAGCAUCCCCGUCUGGAAACGAGCAUGGGUGUUCCAGGAACGCCUUCUCUCACACCGUCUUCUCAUCUUCGGACCCGACGAGCUUUCAUGGCAGUGUGCCAGCCACCACAAAUGCGAAUGUGGCCUCGACGAAUCUGAAUCACAGACCGUGAAGCUCAUGAAGGAAUGGGGCGAUGAUGUCCAUGUGCCAGAACGCUCAGCCAGCAGUAGGAGAGACAUGCAGCAACUUCUCGGCGACGAUCCCUCUCACAGCCAGCUUCGCCGCGCAUGGAGACACGUCAUCGAGGCAUAUUCCCAGCUCGACUACACCUAUCGCAGCGAUACUCUCUACGCCAUAGCAGGCCUGGCAAAGAGCUUCAACGCAAGACUAGGCGGCAAGAAUUACUUUGCAGGGAUCUGGUACGACGAAUACCAAGAAGGCGAAACAGAAGAUUUCCAGCCCCAAGCCGAAACCGCACUGGAUCUGCUAUGGAGACUGACGUACUUUAAAGAUGCCGAGAGACCAGAUUUGCCAGAGCCUGCUGUGCCCAUCUCGUGGAGCUGGGCAUAUCCCGAGUGCGCAGUCACGUACCCCUUUGUAAACGAUGAGGUGGUCAACCAAUUCUCGCUGGUGGCUUCCAUCGGCGGCGCUCUAAAUGUUCCAAAAUUGCCCGACGAUCAUGAUCAGCCUCGGGACUGGGUAAAGGACGACAUGUAUGCAGAAGUGCCUCCUUCGGGGAUGGUCAUCGUCGGGCCAAUCUGGAAAACGAAAUUGACACCAUCGGCGUUUUCAUUUACGAUAAGCAAUACAGAGUAUCCGGAAUACACUUACUACCUGGGAGCCAUGUCAGCCAGUAUACUCCAAGAAAGCUCCGUCGGUCGAGAAAUUGUGCAGAGGAGAAUCCUCCUCAUGCCUCCUAUGGAAGAAGACGAAAGCGACGAGUCUGCGCUUCAGAAGAUGCCGCCUCUAGUAUUCUACCCGGAUAGCAUGCAUUUCGCCAUCACCGAGUCACUCUACUGCCUCCCCAUAGCAACUUUCAAGCGCCUACCAAUUAAGAGCACCGUCAAGGAAAAGACAGUCUUUACAGCCCUGGUGCUCGAAGCUGUGGGACACAAGGCAACUACCGAGGAAUACGAUCCGGAUCUAUCCAAAAAGGAUGUUUCAGAGUUGGUGUUUCGAAGAAUUGGGUUGGCAUACACGACAGAUGGCGGCUGGACGGACGAGCAUGAUGCACUUUUACAAAAGUGUCCUGUUAAUGCUACGUAUUUAGUACAGUAA